This is a messenger RNA of Formica exsecta, 1047 nucleotides long. RefSeq lists its product as uncharacterized. The record is from RefSeq and is a predicted model, not a curated record. The transcript has 2 exons. Lineage: Eukaryota; Metazoa; Arthropoda; Insecta; Hymenoptera; Formicidae. The coding region runs from base 9 to 1010 and encodes 333 amino acids.
UCGCAAGCAUGUCGAUCCAAGAUCCCACGAGGGAUCCCGCUUUUAAGACAAAUCUUUUAACGACUGACGCCUUAACUGUAACAGUUAAUAGUAUAUUGACAAAUAAUGACGAAGAUAAACUCGAUUUGAUCGCAUCCUCUCUCCCUCCGUUCCCUCCGGAAUCCGAUGAUGUGAUGGAGGCGGAAAUGAAAAUCGAACCAAAUAAUAAUAUUCUUCCUGUUUUAAGGGACAUCCUUCCGAUCGGUGAGGAUUGUGGCAUCCAGCCUUUGGAGACUGCUAAACCAAAAACCAAAAAACGUAAGAAACUAGAGAAGGAAAAAGCGCCUCUCUUCACAAAUGAUGGUAAUGAGACGAGUGGGGGGGACGGCUUGCGUCAGGGUAAGCCUUCUCCUUCUGACCCUCUAUUUAAUAAGGACGGGCUUGACUUGUCAUCCCUUAUGGAUGCGAAUAGAUAUGACAGGACCUCGCAGGAUCCUUACGAUGUCAUUAUACAGACUCCGGAGGGUUCUCCCUCCUCGAUUGACCCCAUCGCUGUAGGUCGCUUCUUGUAUUCCAUCUCCAAAAAAGAUAUAGUAGAUAUUAAAAAGACAGGCUUCUCAAAAAUUAGUAUUCAGUUGAAAUCCAGAGAAGCGGCAAAUAACCUAAUUUCUAACCCAAUACUCAAGGCAUUUAUACCUUUGUUUAGGACUACGAGGAAAGGAAUAAUUCGAAAUGUUCCACUUGACCUCUCGGACGAGAAGAUAUAUCGGGGAAUAGACUGUAGGAUAGCGAUUUCCUCCGUGAGGAGACUGAACAGAAGGGAAAGGGGUGCAGAGGCAUCCGCUCUCCCUGGAGAAACUCAGGGAUUGGGCCUGGUCCCCUCCAAAACAAUAUCCGUCGUCUUUAAAGGACAGAUCUUGCCAAGCUCAAGUCCCAAUGCAAGGGCCACCCCCGUUGUCAACAUUGCGGGGAUAGGGCACAUGAGGAGGCAACCCAAUGCCCAAAAAGAGAUGGCCCUCCAUUUUGCAUAAAUUGCAAGGGCCCGCAUAAGGCCACAAGCUUCGCUUG